UUUUGAAGAGGAGCGUAUGACUGGAAAGUGGACAACCGAGGUGAGCACCUGAAUCUGCACACCUGCAGCUCGUUAAACACUGAUAGCCAUUAACGAGCCACCUUUAAUUGGCGGCUAACAUGUAGUUGAGAAUGAAAACAGCUCUUACUAUAAAACAACGGAGCUCCCCUCAGCUGUUUGGAAGCGAGGCGGGACUGAAAUCUCGUUUGUAACAACUUUGUGGAAAUAUGUAACAAACAGAUGAGGACGGAAAAUGGAGCAGUCGGCAACCCUCAAUAUAGAGAACCUCAAGAUUACCCAGGAGCAGUUUAUCCUGGCCUCGCAGUCCCUGCACCUCCAGCGUCCGGGCUGUGAAGCCGUAUAUCCAGUGGGGCUGUACGGCUGGAGAAAGAGAUGCCUGUAUUUCUUCCUGCUGCUGCUCCUGGUCACCAUGAUAGUAAACCUGGCCCUCACUGUCUGGAUUAUUAAGGUCAUGAAUUUUUCAACGGACGGGAUGGGAAACCUGCAGCUGAACCAGGACGGCCUUCACCUGGAGGGAGUCGGCGAGUUUCAGAUGCCUCUGUAUGUGAGCGAGAUCCGGUCCAGAAGGGACAGUUUGUUGGUCUUGCGGUCAGAAAAGAAUGUAACACUGAAUGCCAGAAACCACCAAGGCCAGUUGACCGGUCAGCUUACAGUGGGUCCUGAAGGUGUGGAGGCUCAGUGUCAGAGGCUGGAGGUGCGAAGCAGCGAUGGUGGCAGACUCCUGUUCUCUGCAGAUGGGGAAGAAGUCACAAUGACAACAGAAAAGUUUACUGUCACAGGUUCUGAAGGUGCCGUGUUUGGACACUCGGUGGAGACUCCGCUGAUCCAGGCGCCGACGUCUGAGGAUCUGAGGUUGGAGUCGCCCACGAGAACCCUGACCAUGGAGGCUCCGAGAGGCGUGGAAGUGAGCGCAGCCACGGGGACGCUGAAGAUCGGCAGCAGAAAGGAUCUGCAGCUGGAAGCCACAGAGGGAGAGUUUUUCUCCUCCAGAUUCUCCUUGACGCCGACAGCAUUCGGCUGGAAAACCUCCCGCUCGGCCUCUACGCCGCGUCCGCCGGCGAGCCCUUCAGGAAGCAGGCCGUGUACGAGGUGUGCGUCUGCCCCAGCGGCAAGAUCUACCUUUCUCCAGCUGAGAGCGUUUCCACCUGCCAGGCCAUGAGCAGCAUCUGCCUUUGGAGCUGACCUGAGAGCGGCGUGUGGCGACGACGAGCAGAACCCUGGUAUCGGCUCUGCGAUCUGAGAUUACUGGAGUGGAGACGGAAAGCUUCAAGCUCUGAGCUGUCAGCGCUCGUAGCAGGACAGAAGCGUUCAAACCGCUGCCUGCAGAGGAUCGACGGAGGCUCACACUUCACUGACUGAGGAGGAGAGUCGGAGAAGUUCUCUGAAACCAGGAAUACGUACAGAUCAGUUCUCACAAUCAAACCACAGAGAGAGGACACAACUUUUAUUUUUCUACUUUUAGGUUUAUGGAGAUUGUUUUAAAUUUGAAAGAAAGAAAAAAAUAAAUAACAAGGUGCCUUCAGUUUUAAAUGGUGUCACGUUGAAACCGUCUUGUCAAUUAGACACAAAGGGAUUAAAAAAAUAAAUAAAGCAAGCACAAACAAAAACUUUGUUUAAUCUAAAUGUAUUUUUCAGCAAAGCUGGAGACGCUUGGAAUCAAAUUGAAACGGGUUUGUUGAAUUUAUUAGCAGGAGCUCAUGUCAGAUAAGGAUCGCUUUGAAGAUGCAGAUGAAAGAUGUUUUCCCAAACCAAAGGUAACUAUUUAUCCUGCCCUUUGCUUCUUUUAUGCCGUACCACGUUUGAGAAAAUACUCAGUUUGAUUUUCUGUCUCUUUCCGUCUUAACUUGUGCUCCUUUACAGCUCUGUGAGAGGUGCAGCUCCAGCCAGAAAUUUUACAUUCACUUGAGGAAUAAUUACAUACAGUACUGUUAUUUUUAUUUUUUUUUAAAGGCACUCGUCAUCUUUAUUCCAAUAUUUUCUAAACCUGAAAUGCGACAGUGAAGGUCAGCAAAACCCAGAAACUUCAUGUUUACUUGCUCAUUUCAAAUGUAGUUUAAAUGCUGGUGUUGGAGGAAGCCCUUCAUUAUUUCAUCCAUUUUUUUUUUUUUUUUUGCAAUGCACCAACACCACUGGCAGUGAAACAAACCCUCAGCAUGAUGCUGCCACCACCAUGCCAGUUGAUGUCUAAAAUUAGAAAGCCUCUCAUUGUCUCCUCCAAAACAUUUGUCUUCUCAAUCUUUGGUCUGAUAACGCCAUAAAACUUUUCUCCGGACGGAAUUAGAUUCAGCGAAUUCCAACAUCUGCAACCAUUUUUCUGAUUUUCAAACUAAUAUAAGUUGUGUAAUAACUCCGACCAGGAAAUUGCAAAUGUCUAAACCAUUCCAGCUCGGUUUUGGUUCUAGAUCUGUUUACUUGCGCUCUCCUGUUUACUCUCAUGCUGGCUUUCGUGUUAAACCUGUGACAGUCUGCUAACGGCAUCUCUUUCCAAGGUUCCCCGAAGGCUGUCUAACCUGGGCUCGCCAGCUGAGAGCGAGGCAGGCGGCCAUGUUUCAUGUGACCUGAUGCAGACGCUUACUCCCUCGAGGCUUCCAGACAUGAGCUUGUCUGGUAAGAGACCCAUCACCUUAUCUUAAGGAAGUUACUCAGACAUGCAGCUGAGUGUUUAUCUUCUGCCCUGAAGGACAAUUUAAAGGGCAAACGUUGUUUUUCUAGGUCUGAAAUAUGAAAAA
Molecule: messenger RNA, 2750 nt
Organism: Poecilia reticulata (guppy)
Lineage: Eukaryota; Metazoa; Chordata; Actinopteri; Cyprinodontiformes; Poeciliidae
Product: zeta-sarcoglycan-like
Biological process (GO): cardiac muscle tissue development; heart contraction
Cellular component (GO): sarcoglycan complex; sarcolemma
Source: RefSeq, a predicted model, not a curated record